GUUCCCAGUUAAGUAUGUGUCAAUGAACUGAGACCCAGGGCAACCAGCACAGACACGUUUCUCUAAAGUUAAUUUAAAAUUAACAGUAUUUAAGAACACCGUAGAUUAAAGGAAUUUCUGGAUUCAGUGGGUUUUGCCUUCAUGUCAUUGCCACUCUUAAACAGUCGAAUGUAUUUUGUUUGAUACAUUGACCUUAUUAACAGAGCCUUUCUGUCGCUCACUAGGUCACAGAAACCAUUUUUAACACUAGACAUGCCUCAUUACAUUACAACAUGAUAACUGAGAAAAGGAGAGAAUGCUGCGUUUUCCUGUAGUAACCGGUGAAUUCUCAGUACUGUUAACAUGAUCAGAUAUGAACCUGUGAACGUACUGCCCUGGCUUUUAAACCUCACUGGUAAUUCUGCUCGCCUGCCUGCUCGCUUCCUUCCUCCAAAUACUUGACUCAGUUCAAGGAAGCCGCUUCACUCUGCAGUGUUGACCCGCCUUUACAAAAGUAUGAGCAGUACUGUGUACACGCUGACUGCCGUAUCCUCUCCUCUGUAAGCCACUUUCAAAGGAGCAAUGAAGGAAAUACUCGUGCUGCUGAUUCUUUUGAAUUCCCGAAUUACCAAGACCUUCUCUCUGCCCUAUCAGGCAGACUCGGAAGGAAGAUGCCACGACAUGUCAACAGAGUACGUGCAGGACGAUUAUAACCUGUGCUGCAAGAAGUGCCCCCCUGGGCACCGUCUGAAGGAACGCUGCAGCCAAAAUACCGAUACUGUGUGUGAACCAUGCGGACAAGGCCAGUAUAUGGAGCAGUGGAACUACUCCCCAAACUGCUUCUCCUGCAUCAAAUGCAAACCAACAAAAGGUCUGCAGUUUGCCCAACACUGCACUACCACUACAAGGUCCAAGUGUAUGUGCCAGCCUGGGAUGUACUGCAUCAUGGGAUUUCAGGACCCAUACUGCUCAGAGUGUAAACCGUACAGACCCUGCCCAACUGGUCAUGGAGUCUCUGUGCCAGGCACAGCAAAUUCAAAUGUGAUAUGUGAACAGUGUCCCAAUGGGAUGUUUUCCGACACUGUCUCCUACACUGACACCUGUCGGCCUCAUACAGACUGUCAUGGGAUGGCUGUCCUUAGAAAAGGCAACGCUACAUCAGACAACGUGUGUGAAGCACGGAGCCCGACAAAGCGGUUACCCACAGAGACCGUUUUCACAACUGCAAGUAUGACGACGAGCACCGUAGCAAUGACUUCAGACUCCACCACUUCACCUGGACAGGAAUCCACAGGGCUCGUGAGCCUUCCAGUAAACAUCCUGACCACAAAGAGCCCAACCACAGGACCUCCCGUUGAACUUGUCCCCAUUAUCACUGCCAUUGCCCUUGUCUUGUUAAUCAUCAUUUGCACGCUGUGCAUCUAUAAACAAAUCCGGAGGAGAGAGUCUGCACAGUUACAUCCCAAAGUAGAUGCAAAUGGAAACUGCGAGAGUGCUGAUAAAGCUGCUGGUCAUUAUUUAGUGGAAUCUAAGAUGACCUUCACCACUCCCUGCCAAGAACAACAGUGUCUGCUGGAGAAAGGGGAAACGGGCAGUGAUCAAAGUCAGUAUAGUACCAGUACAGAAACAAAAACGGAUGGUUACAGCAGCCACGACUCCAUCAGCCCAUCACAAUCCACCAUAGCUCUUGACAAUCCUCACUCGGCUCUGUCGGAGCCCAUGCCUUUACUCUCCAACAUAGAUCUUAUCUCUUCUCACCCGAGCAACCUCACACAGUCGUUUUCUCAGCCCAGCAGCACUCAUGUCAUCAGCCCGGUGGCUACCAGCCCCCACGUCAACGUCAACAUUACUCUGCAUAUUGGAAACGGGUCUUGUGGGACACCAUCUUUCAUGCCCGCAGACUCGAUACAAGAAGACUGUAAUGUCCCCUUUAGCGAGAAAGAGGAGAGUUUUAGUAUCCCACAGCAAGAAGCCGGCAAAACUUCGCUGAUGUCAGUGCAGGAGAGUGGCAGUUACUGUACAUGAAGACUCAUUCAAAUUAAGGACUUUUAUCUUGUCUGUCAUACCACACUUGAAGAAAUCUGACUAGUGAAAGAAAUGCACUUGUACUGUAGGCAUGGACGACGAGAAAGGCUGAAACCUUUCUUCUGUUUAUAUGUGUAUAUGUCCUGUAAAUAAUAUUGUCUGUUCUGUAUGCUGUAAAUAAUGUCUUUUGUACAACUCACACAACAAAUUUAAAGCAGAUGUAAAAUAUAAUUAUAAACUGAAUAGUAAAUCACAGUUCACAUGCAACUUGUAAAAAUAUACAGUAUAAAAUAUAUAUUUGUGUGUUUGUGUGUUGGAUUAAGGCUCCAAUAUUUACAAGAUUAAAAAUUGCAACCUAUAUAGUGUCACUGAAUGCGACACACUUCGAAGAAAAACUGACCAUACAUCUUUGCAAAUUCCUUGUAUUCCUGUAAUGUUUGAACUCCAGUAUCAUCCUCUCGCUGACCUCACUUUCUACGUUCUGCGAACUGAAUUGUAUAGGGGAAUUCUUAGUUAUCUCUGAAGUGACACUGUCUACUGUUUUAUGCCUGCCUGUUUUUACUCACAGUAACAUCCUCCAAUCUGCUGUGGAACUUUCUGGGCCUACUUUUAACCCUCUCUGUUCUUAGUCACAAACUCUUAAGAAUCUAUGUUUACAGGUCAGGUGCUUGUAGCAGUUUACUUACAUCAGCUUACAGAUAAACACAUUUGCCUUAAAGUCAAAGCUGUAUUUGUAGUGAAUGUAUUUUAAAAAAAAAAAAAUUAACAGCACAGUUGUCAAUAAAGGGGUAAAAAGUGAAA
Mugil cephalus (flathead mullet) is the source of this 2805-nucleotide messenger RNA. RefSeq names its product tumor necrosis factor receptor superfamily, member 1B (gene tnfrsf1b). Gene Ontology annotation, biological process: regulation of T cell cytokine production; extrinsic apoptotic signaling pathway; negative regulation of neuroinflammatory response. The record is from RefSeq and is a predicted model, not a curated record. The transcript has 9 exons. The coding region runs from base 562 to 2004 and encodes 480 amino acids. Lineage: Eukaryota; Metazoa; Chordata; Actinopteri; Mugiliformes; Mugilidae. Gene Ontology annotation, molecular function: tumor necrosis factor binding; tumor necrosis factor receptor activity.